Molecule: messenger RNA, 2193 nt
Organism: Parnassius apollo (apollo)
Lineage: Eukaryota; Metazoa; Arthropoda; Insecta; Lepidoptera; Papilionidae
Source: the annotation of a GenBank genome assembly
AUGGCUAAGAAAAAGAGUACUAAAAACAAAUCGAAAUCAUCAAAGCCUAUAACUAACGCAAGCUCGACUGUUGCGAAAGCAAUUAAUACAGAUAUGAUUGCAGCUGCAUUAAGUACAGUAAACCAACCUAUUUUUAUGAAAGUUUGCCGACUAUGCGAGGCUAAAGAUGGCCCUUUUCUUAAUAUUUUCGACUCUGAAAAGAUAACUGCUAAGAAAAUUGAAGAGUUAAUGCCGUUCUGGAUUGCAGAGAAUGAUGACCUGCCCCAUAAAAUCUGUUUUCGGUGUUCGGCGAAAGUGGAGGAGCUAUAUGAAUUCGUAAAUAAAUGUGUUAAAACACAAGAAAGUUUGCGAAAGGCUUUAGGAAAGAAGGAACCCCUUCCUGUGAAAACGAAGACAAGGGCUAUUUGGGAGGAGAAGUUAAAUAAGUCGAAUAUGUCUAAUGAUGAUAUUUGCGACGCUCUAAUAAAGAAAGCCAUGGAGGGCAUUGUUGAAAUUCCUAAACCUUUGCUUACAAAAGAAAGUGAUAAAACUCGUUCAUCUACGAGAGGUUCCAAAAAUACCGAUAUCAAAACGGAAGUUGGGAAGCAAUGUAAGUCGGACUGUUCUGAAAACGAAGAUGAUGUAACUUUAGAUGAAAUAAAAAUGAUUAAAAAUGAUGGAAAUGGUAAAACGAAGUCGCGUUUGAGUCAUAGUGAAACAACUCAAAACGAACUUCAACAUAAUGUAGUUCAGGCACCACAUACUAGAAGGAAUGCAAGUAAACAAAAACUAAUAGCAGAAAAAACUGUACAAAAAGAUACAAAUACUGAUGAUAACAAAUCAGAUAAUAAUGCAAAUAAAAAAGAUGAUUCAAAAUCUAAAUCUAGUGAAAAUGCUAAACCAUUUGAUAUUAUGGAUCAUGUUAGCAUGAUCAAAGUAAAUGGCGUUGGAGUACUAUUUCAAUGUAAGUUAUGUAAUAGAAACUUUUUGAAAAAAGAAGUUGUUAUUUCACAUGGUUGCGCAAAAACCGGCGUACCCAAAGUUGAUAUAUGUAAAAUGUAUAUUCCACCUGCGCCACCAAAGGUCACAACAAUUAAAUACAUAAAUUCAAGAAUAGGUGGAGAUAUUAUAAAUACAAUUGCCGACGAAAACAAAUCUUUACAGGAAAAUGAAACUAUUAAAACUACUGCCAUUACACCGAGUGUUAAAAGAAAAAUUGGUCCAGCUAGUAAAAUUGGACGACGCGUUGAUGAUUCCAAUACUGCUAGUGAAACAUUACAGCCUUCUAAAGAAUGGCUUGAAAUAGCCGUACCGUCUGACAAAGCGCAGCAAUCGUCAAAUAUACAAAUGCCAUCUGUCAAUUUUCCCACGGUUCCAUCUCUUAACAGUCGGUAUAAACUUAUUCGUGGACCAAAUAAUACAUUUACAUUAGUUGAAGAUACUAGUUCUGAAAUGGAGUCAGCUCCGUCAGAGAAACGUAGAAAAAGCGAAUCCCCUGAAAUAAUUGACCUUGAUGCAUCGCCUGUCAAUGCGACGAAAAAUACCAAUCAAAAUUCCAAAAAAACUAACACAGGGAAAUCAGCUAGUCGAAUUGCUCACAACGCGAGUAAACAAACACCACAGACGGAAUCAUCUUCUCGGAAUCAACCAUAUCCAGUAGGCUUGUUUCAAACAGUACCUCACCAUUCUGCUUCUUUCAACCAAACAUCUGACGCUGACCAAGUGCCAUUUACAACUCCUGCUAUGAAGAAGCAAUCUUAUACAAUUGUCCAAACUGGAAAUCCAAGUAAGUUAUUAAUAUCGACGAAACCCCAACAAGCUGUCGAUGAAGUGCCGAAGAAAAAGCAAAGAAAACAGAAACACACACCUGAUGACAGUUCCAAAGAACCGUUUUCAGUUGUUUUAGAGGACACGGCACCUCCAAAAGACCCAGGUUUUUUUACCUUCAUAAAUGUUGAUCCGUUACUUCAGCCGUCAUAUGUGCUACCGACGGAUAAUAUUAUUCAAGAAUCACAAAUAACCACGUCGACGCCUGUCGCAAAUAAAGAACCGGAAAGUAGCAAAGAUAAAGACAAAGAUAAAUAUACAUGUAAUUUGUGCGGCUCAAGAUUUAACAGAGAAAAGAAAUUAAAUGCACACAUUUAUUCCCAUUAUAAUGUAGAGGAGGAUCAUUCACAAGAGGAGAAGCCUUCAAGAAAACGAACUCGAAAGUAA